AAUUGCCUCUAUGGUCCUCUGGUACGAAAUAUUACCAUACGUUUGUCAUAAAUAAGAUAGCCAGCUUUGAGUCAUAAUCUAGUUCUUUCCUUCUAUCUUUUUGGCCUAAGAUCUUCUGCUGAUUCCAUGAUCAACAUAGCCAAAGAGAGAUGGCGUUUUGCUUAUACAGCAAUUUAUUCUAGGCGAGUCAUGCUUGCCUUGGCCAAAGAAGUCAUGUCUAAGAGAAAUACAAACACCCAUCAUUACUCUGAGCUCUUCCAAGCCCGAUCUUCAAAUUACAGCAGUACUCUAGAAAUAAUCGAGCCCAUGAUUCCGCAACAUGGAACCAAUCGUUAUUCUUUGGUUCCUGAUGUUGACAAGGUCCGGAUUACCAGUAUGGUCAAGGACAAAAACUUGUCAGCCUUUACAGAGUUUGGAGGAGUUGAAGGUGUUACAAACAUUCUUGGAACCAUUCCAGCAAAGGGAAUCACUGGCAGCCAUGAUGAUGUUGCCAAACGUAUUCAAGUAUUCGGUUCCAACACUUACCAGAGGCCCCCGCCUAAGUCUUUAAUGAGUUUUGUGCUGGAAGCUUUCAAUGACACUACUAUCAUUAUCCUUCUUGUUUGCGCCGGUCUUUCCCUUGGUUUUGGCAUAAAAGAACAUGGCCCGGGGGAAGGCUGGUAUGAAGGAGGGAGUAUAUUUGUAGCAGUGUUUCUGGUGGUGGUUGUUACCGCACUCAGCAACAUCAGACAAGAGAGACAGUUUGACAAAUUGUCAAAGAUAAGCAACGACAUCAAAGUAGAAGUAGUGAGAAAUGGAAGGCGACAACAGAUAUCCAUCUUUGAUGUUGUAGUGGGAGAUAUUGCAUUCCUUAUGAUUGGUGAUCAGAUUCCAGCUGAUGGAUUGUUCUUGAGUGGCCAUUCUUUGCUAGUGGAUGAAUCCAGUAUGACAGGUGAGAGCGAUCAUGUAGAAAUUGAGUCUUCAAGAAGCCCUUUCUUGUUGUCUGGUGCAAAAGUGGUCGAUGGAUAUGCUCAGAUGCUAGUGACAUCUGUGGGAACCAACACAGCAUGGGGUGAAAUGAUGAGCUCGAUAUCGCGAGACACCAACGAAAGGACACCAUUACAGGCUCGCCUUGACAAGUUAGCCUCUUCUGUUGGAAGGGUAGGCCUCAGAGUCGCUUUUCUUGUUUUCAGAGUCUUGUUAUUUCGUUAUUUCACUGGAAACACACAAGAUAAUGAAGGGAAUACAGAGUUCCAGGGGAGUAAAACUGAUAUAAACGACAUUUUCAAUGCGGUUGUGAGGAUUAUCGCUGCUGCAGUGACAAUUGUGGUGGUGGUAAUCCCAGUGGGUCUGCCGUUGGUCGUCACUCUCACUCUUGCUUACUCCAUGAAAAGAAUGAUGGCAAACCAUGCAAUGGUGAGGAAACUUUCUGCUUGCGAAACCAUGGGAUCGGCUACAGUUAUUUGCACGGAUAAAACUGGUACCUUAACCUUGAAUCAAAUGAGAGUCACCAAGUUUUGGCUUGGCCUGCAAAAUGUCGAGGAAAAGUUUUCCAAUGCAAUGGCCCCUAAAGUUCUUGAAUUAUUCCAGCAAGGAGUUGGCCUCAACACAACUGGAAGUAUCUAUAAAUCUUCAUCAAUAUCUGAACCUGAAAUUUCUGGUAGCCCAACAGAGAAAGCUAUACUCUUGUGGGCCGUGUCAGAUUUAGGCAUGGACAUGGAUGAACUGAAGCGCACACACGAAGUUCUCCAUGUUGAAACGUUUAACUCUGAAAAGAAACGAAGUGGCGUCGCAAUAAGGAAGGAGACUAACAACACAGUUCACGUUCACUGGAAAGGUGCUGCAGAGAUUAUACUUGCAAUGUGUUCAAACUAUAUUGACAAUAACGGCAUAGAGAAGUCCCUUGAUGAAGAGCGGAGCAAACUUGAAAAUAUAAUUGAAGGCAUGGCUGCUAGCAGCCUUAGAUGUAUUGCUUUUGCUCACAAGCAGAUUUCAGAAGAUAUUGAUUAUAAUGAUAAGGAGAAAGCACACCAAAUCCUUAGAAAAGAUGGCUUGACCUUGCUAGGUAUUGUUGGCCUCAAGGAUCCAUGCCGACCCGACGCCAAGGAGGCUGUCGAAAUGUGUAAACAUGGAGGAGUUAGUGUGAAGAUGAUCACAGGUGAUAACAUAUUCACAGCAAAAGCAAUAGCAACAGAAUGCGGAAUAUUAGACUUUGAUGGCCAUGUGAGUGCGGGAGAAGUGGUGGAGGGUGUGGAAUUCAGGAAUUAUUCUGAAGAAGAGAGAAUGGAGAGAGUAGAGAAGAUCCGCGUGAUGGCAAGAUCAUCCCCUUUGGACAAACAUUUGAUGGUGCAGUGCUUGAAAAAGAAAGGUCAUGUUGUUGCAGUCACAGGAGAUGGCACAAAUGACGCACCUGCUUUGAAAGAAGCUGACAUUGGACUUUCUAUGGGGAUCCAAGGAACUGAAGUUGCCAAGGAGAAUUCUGACAUUGUCAUCUUAGAUGACAACUUCAGUUCUGUUGCCACUGUUUUAAGGUGGGAAAGAUGCGUUUACAACAACAUCCAAAAGUUCAUACAGUUUCAACUAACAGUAAAUGUCACAGCUCUGGUGAUAAAUUUUUUUGCAGCCGUUACUUCGAGAGAUGUUCCCCUGACAACAGGUCAACUUUUAUGGGUAAAUCUGAUUUUGAGUACGCUAGGAGCGUUGGCACUGGCAACAGAAAGACCUACAAAGGAGUUAAUGGAGAAAAAGCCAGUGGGUAGGACUGAGCCUCUUAUUACUAAUAUUAUGUGGAGAAACCUUUUAGCUCAAGCUUUAUAUCAGAUUGUUGUCAUCCUGGUUUUACAAUUCAACGGAGAGUCAAUCUUUAAUGUUAGAGAGGAGGUAAAGGGUAGUCUAAUUUUUAAUAGUUUUGUUCUCUGCCAAGUAUUCAACGAGUUCAACUCUAGAAAUAUGGAGAAACUAAAUGUAUUCCGAGGCCUUCACAGAAACCAUUUGUUUCUUGGAAUUGUGGGGAUUACCCUUGUUCUUCAAGUUGUGAUGGUGGAACUUUUAAGGAAGUUUGCUGAUACAGAGAGAUUAACAUGGGAGCAAUGGGGAAUUUGUAUUGGAAUUGCAGCUGUGUCAUGGCCAAUUGCUUGGAUUACAAAGCUCAUACCAGUUUCAGAUAAACCCUUCAACCACGUUAAGUGUGUAAAAUUAUUGGUCUCCUAGUCACUCGCUUGAGGAACCAAAAUUCACAACUCUGAUGUAUUAAAGAUUUGUUUGGAUCAAACUGUUUCAUUUUUGGUCUGUGCUCUGAGGUAUUAAAGAUUGAUUUUCCA
Molecule: messenger RNA, 3299 nt
Organism: Vigna angularis (adzuki bean)
Lineage: Eukaryota; Viridiplantae; Streptophyta; Magnoliopsida; Fabales; Fabaceae
Product: calcium-transporting ATPase 12, plasma membrane-type
Exons: 1
Coding region: 127-3189 (1020 amino acids)
Biological process (GO): calcium ion transmembrane transport
Cellular component (GO): intracellular membrane-bounded organelle; membrane
Molecular function (GO): ATP hydrolysis activity; P-type calcium transporter activity; ATP binding
Source: RefSeq, a predicted model, not a curated record